Messenger RNA from Colletotrichum orchidophilum, 1356 nucleotides. RefSeq lists its product as uncharacterized. Bases 1 to 1356 code for a protein of 451 amino acids. Lineage: Eukaryota; Fungi; Ascomycota; Sordariomycetes; Glomerellales; Glomerellaceae. The transcript is spliced from 5 exons. The record is from RefSeq and is a predicted model, not a curated record.
AUGGCCGCCUCACCCGUUCAGAACCCCGCGGUCCAAGCCGAAUCCAAGUCGGCCAAGAAGAAGAAGGCCAAGGCCGCCGAGCGCACCGAGUCCCCUGCUCCCACUGCCUCUCCCGCUCCCGAGAAGGCUGACGCCGCUGACGAGUCCGGCGAGACUGCAUACAUUCGCGAGAUCCAGAAGAACAUCCGCAACACCAACAAGAAGCUUACCAAUGCCUCAAAGAUCGACAACCUGAUUGCAGAGAACGCCGGCAAGUCCCUCGAUGACCUCGUCGCAGCUCGCAUUAUCAAUGCCGACCAGAAGGCGCAGUACCUGAAAAAACCUGCCCUGCAGGCACAGAUCACCCAGUACGAGGAGCAGAUGGCCCAGUACAAGAAGAUCGACCAGGAAUACCGCGUUCGUGCCGUGGCCGAGAAGGCAGAGCUCGAGAAGGCUUUUGCCGAGAAGCUGGAGAAGGAGAAGGCCGCUGCCGUCGCCGAGGUGAAGGCCCAGCUGGAUGGUGAUUCUAGCAAGAGCAUCAACAGCAAGCUCCUCACUCUGUCACAAUUCCUUCGCCUGGCUGCCGCCCGUCGCUCCGAGGAUGCCGACCAGGCUAAUGAGGAGAACCGCGCUCUGGAAGGUGUCCUGCUCGCCAUCUACACGGGUGACGACACUGCGGUCGCCACCAUGCUUAAGCUGAUUGACGGCACCGAAGAGCAGACGUACAGCGUUAACGGCGAGCUGCUCGAUACGACCUUCGGCCAAGUCAAGGCAGCUGCUAAGGCCUACAAGUCUCCUUACGACGAGCCUGUGUCCGCUGAGACCGAGACUGCGGCCACGGAAGCCGUUACCGAUCCGACGAUUGCCAAUGCUACCGUGAACGAGAUUGAGGCUGGCGAUGUUGCCAUCACCAACGGCCAGACCGAGGAAUCGGUCACCGAGAUCCCUACCAAUGCAAACAUCGGCAGCGGCUCCGGUAACGCUGCUGGCGAGAAGUGGGACCAGUCAGCCGAUAACAGCAUGUCGCUGUCUCAGGAAUGGGUUUCUGUUCCCCGCGAUCCUACAGAGACCGAGACUGGCGUCGAGGCUACCCCUGCUGCCGCUUCCAACACCCAGUCCUGGGCUGAUGACCAGCCCGAGCAUCACGAGACCCAACCCGAGACCCCUACUCCCGCUGCCGCCGACCCCAACGACGGCUUCCACCAGGUCCAGGGUCGCAACCGCGGCCGUGGCGAUCGUGAGGGAGGCUACCGCGGACGUGGCCGUGCCGAGUGGCGCGGCCGUGGACACCGUGGUGACGGCCGUGGCCGGGGACGUGGUGGCCAGCGCGGCGGCUCCAUCUCCCAGCGCGGACCCCGCCGGACUGAAGAGUCAUAG